Molecule: messenger RNA, 1099 nt
Organism: Suillus fuscotomentosus
Lineage: Eukaryota; Fungi; Basidiomycota; Agaricomycetes; Boletales; Suillaceae
Exons: 1
Coding region: 145-633 (162 amino acids)
Source: RefSeq, a predicted model, not a curated record
UCUGCAGAACCCAGAAGACACAUCAACCAACUCCACGUAAACCAACUCCUCUUUGAUCCAAUAUGAACCCAGUUCGGUUCGUGAUAACAUUCUCUACCUUUUCUUUGGCUCACUGUCAUUUAUUUCAGUUCGUCCGACAAGUCCAUGGUCCAAGAUAUGCUCCUGGAAUUCAAUGGGGUGAAUCCCAUCCUGAUCGCUCGGGAUGCUCUGCAUGAACAUGAUACCGAGGUCAGAGUGCACCCGUGUGACUGGAAGGGGGGCUGCAGGAUGCACAUUCCUGUGGAGCUCAAGCAGGUUUCUAAACAUCUCAAGCAACAUCAUGGUAUCAACACCAGUGCCACCAGCGGGGACACGCAAAAAAUUACCUGUCUUUGGACCGGUUGUCUCGAUACCCAUACGAAACCAGGGAAUCUCUCACGUCAUGUCCUGACGCAGCAUCUUGGGGUACGAUGGAUUUGCUCGAAGUGUGGGUCUUCACUCUCGCGGGAGGAUGCUUUUCGACGACAUUCGCUCGAAAGUUUGAGCUGCCAGUCUGCGGAAGUCGUUGUUGACUACGGAGACGAAUCACGGGUGAUUGACCUAGUGUACAUUGAUGGAGGUUGGUCGGCUAGCCAGAACGUCAUAUUGAUAUAGUCCUCGGUGUUACCUUACAGUGACAUCCCUAUUGUUUUGUAUUCCAACCUCGUAUGUAUCUAUAGCUCCUGUCAGUCUCUUACAGUAUACUCCUACUAAGUUGAUCUAACCUAUUUGUACUGGAAAUUAUGUAUUUUUUCCUUGGAUUUCGUUGUGGUGUCGACCAUUAAGUUGUUUGAUUCUCUGCAGAUCAAGGUACUAAAAUUUCAGUGCCAUCCAACCGCCUUCCAAGGCCUGAAUUUGACCCCUACAACUUGAGUCAUUAUGCUUGCUUCUAGAUGGCAGUGCGUCGGAGGGAUAGAAGUUGAUACAAGUCUAACCGAGCAAAUGUCUUUCCACAACUACCGCAUUCCGUUUUGUUGUCCAAAUGAACCACAACGAUGUGCCGUGGUAUGCUCUCCUUCAUUUUCUUCCCGCAGCCCUCCCAUCGGCAUGAAGUCCUAUCUUUGUCGCCGCCAGGUUUUAC